This is a messenger RNA of Triticum urartu, 1526 nucleotides long. NCBI's taxonomy places the organism in Eukaryota, Viridiplantae, Streptophyta, Magnoliopsida, Poales, Poaceae. The record is from RefSeq and is a predicted model, not a curated record.
CUCGUCCCCGCCUUCCAACCGCCGGCAUUUUACACCUGUGCGGCGUACCCCUCCUUCCUCCCCUUUCCCGCCCUCAUGGCCAACGGCGACCGCCUCGCCGGAGCACCGUCCCCGCCGCCCAUGCCGCCGCCGCUGCCUCCGUCACUAAGCAGGCCGCCGAAUCGGCCACUGUCGGAGAACCACCUGGCGAUCUCCGUGCCGCUGCUCUCGCUCGCCGGCUCCGGCGCCGACGCAGACGCGCCGCUGGCGCGGUGGCUCCGGCGGCUCGAGGCGUUCCUCGCGGUGUCGGGGCUCUCUGCCUCGACCCCUCUCGGCGUGGCCUUCGCGGCGUCCGCGCUGGCGGUGGUGGGCGUCGCGCUGCCCGCGAUGGCCGUGAGCCUCUCCCCAUGCCGCAAGCACGAGCGGGUCUGCGACGACUUCGAGGUUGAGAUGUUCGAGGUGUGCGUCAUGAUGUCGCAGGCGGCGGCCGCGGCCGUCGCCGUCGCCUGCGUGUCGCGGAAGAUGGCCAUGUACGGCCUCCGCAAGUUCCUCUUCGUUGACCCGGAGCUUGGCAUGCGGAUCCGCUUCCAGAAGGAGUACGUCGUCAGGAUCCAGGACUUCUUCCGAACACUUAUGUGGUGGAUAUUGCCAUGCCUUGCUGUGAAGGUCACUCGAGAGAUGUUCCGCUUUUCCCACAUGUUCCAUCAGUCAAUUUGGAGGUCAUGCAUUGUGCUAUUUGCUUCCAUCAUGUCAUGGAUGUAUUUGACCACAAUUGUGUUGUCUUCCUGCAUGCUUUUCAACUUGGUUUGCAAUCUACAAGUUAUACACUUUGAUGAUUACGGAAAAGUUCUAGAGCAAGACGCGGAUCCUCUAGUCUAUUUGAAAGAGCACCUGCAGCUCCGCCAUAAUCUCUCCAAAAUCAGUCACAGGUUCCGCAUGUUCCUUUUGCUGCUCUUCUUUUCUGUUACAGCAAGCCAGUUCGCCAUUCUUUACAAGACAACAGCAUACAACGGGCCAAUCAAUUUCACCAAUGGUGGUGAUAUAGCUGUAUCUUCAGUUGUUCAAGUUGUAGGCCUUGUCCUUUGUUUACAUGGAGCUGCUAAAAUUUCUCACAGAGCUCAAAACAUUGCCGCAAUAGCUAGUCGAUGGCAUGCUUUAGCGACAUGCUCGAGUGAUUCUACAUACGUGAGCACCCCAAAUGAUUCUGGGAACCUUGUGCCCUUUCCAGCGCAUAUGUUUCUGAGAGAUUACUCGGAAAGUGACUUGGAGUCUAUGGAAAGUGGCUCAAUGCAAGGCAAUUCUCAUAACACAGCUCAAUUGGCAUCUUAUAUGUCUUCAUACCACAAGAGAGAAUCGCUUGUGCUCUAUCUGCUAACCAACCCUGGGGGCAUCACACUAUACGGUUGGAUUGUCGACCGGACAUUCCUCAACACGAUCCUGAUGCUCGAGCUAACCCUUGUGCUGUUUGUGCUCAGCAAGACCGUUGUGAUCCCAGCGAAAACGUUAGUCAACAGUUACAUGAGUUUCCCAUGAAUGGAGUUUGGCGC